Molecule: messenger RNA, 1149 nt
Organism: Trypanosoma brucei brucei TREU927
Lineage: Eukaryota; Euglenozoa; Kinetoplastea; Trypanosomatida; Trypanosomatidae
Product: RNA editing complex protein MP44
Exons: 1
Coding region: 1-1149 (382 amino acids)
Source: RefSeq, a predicted model, not a curated record
AUGAGACGGGCUGUGGUACUCCGUACGGCAGCGCCGAUGUGUGCACUCACCGGUAAGUGCGUUGAAGAUUGGGAGUCUCACAGGAAGUCGUUUGACAUGCGUAUUUUUGAGCUACUGAAGGGGCGCCUAACGUCACCUACCGAGCCGUUGCCCAUCAAACAAAUCUAUGCAACAAUUGCGAAUCCGUGCCGACUUGUUGAAGAAUUCACGUGCGCCAAAACCACGCGCCGGUUGGGCCGACUUCAUACGGCACUUAGUUUCCUUCGGCGCCACAAUGUGCUGCUUCACAGUCUCCUUUUUCACGUGAAGGAAACACAAACUUGGAACACGACACCAGACUUUGACCGGCUUGCCUUGUAUGGAGAAAGUUCACUACGGCACGAAGUGCGCGCUCGCACACUUCGCCUUUUCCCGGGCAUUGAUUCGGAGACUUAUGCCGCAUUAACGUCUUCUGUGUUGAGUGAGGAGGCGUUGCACGGACUGUUUGAUCGACUACUAAUGAAAGCACUGGUGGGCGAGAAACCGGUGGGUAAGAUGCGUGACUGGUCAUUGACUCCGAAUCAGUGCGGCCAGAUGUUGUGUGCCAUUGUUGGGGAGAUGAGUUGGUUCGCCGCACGGACGAAAGCAACUGAUCGUACGCAUAAUAAUGCGCUCUUCCCUCCUUCAGACGCUCUUAUUCUUCACGUGUUGUGCUGUCACGUAUUGGAGAGUCUUCCGGCUGAGUUGUUGUACAAUGUGCUGGAACCAAAGGUACAACGCAUAAAGGAGAAUUGGGUAAAUGAGCCAAUGUCGAUUCCUGAGCAGCUGCACUUGAAGCCCCGGACAAUAGGUUCAUUAUCGCUCUCACUGGUAGCCAAGCCUUUGACUGAGGAAGAGGGCCGCAGGAAAGAGGUGGCAGUAUCCGCCGAGAAGUGCCAGCUCAGUCUCACACCUGAGCGAGUAAUUGGGAGUGUUCGUUCCACAAUGCUGCCUCGGUGGAACUACAAGCGUUUUGAGGAGCGGCGUUAUCACAUACUGGAGAGCGACAAGCGACAAGUUCUCCCACUCGCAAUGUCCCCGGUGGGAAGAGGGGAUGUGAGUCUCGCUUCGGAGCAGAUGCCGGAUGAGAGGCGGAGGGAAUUAGUUGCGCUGGCACUGGGAGGGCGGUAA